UCGCUUCUGGAGUUCUGGGAGACUGGGGACUGGGAUCCAGGGCCCACCGGCGGGGCCCAGGUCCCCGAGCGCAGCGCGUCAGCGUCGCACCAACCGCCGCCGCCGUGGCGCCGGCAGGAGGCAGCGGCCGCCGCCCCGAAAUUCCCGUCUCCUCCACCACCACCUCUGACCUCCCCAGUCCCCCCCCCCCCCCCCCUCCUCCGCUUUUCAAGCCCUCCUCUCCUCUGCUGGGCCAGCUGCUGUUCGCUACUUGUCAAGUAGUAGAAACCCCCUUCCUCCUCCUCCUCCUCGCGCCUGGAACCUGCGGCGGAGUCGGCUGAGACGGGAGGGCGGGGGGAAGGAGGAGAUGCCGGGGCUGGCGGGGAGGCCGGGGUCGUGGGGCGGGCUGGUGCUGCGGGUGGGGCAGACGUUCUUCGCCGCCGCCUGCAUUGGCGUCAUGGGGUCGUCACUCGGGUUCGCCAGCUACACCGCCUUCUGCUACUUGGUUGCAUCAAUGGGACUUCAAAUGUUGUGGAGCUUCGGACUUGCAUGUCUUGAUGCAUAUGCCAUCAAAACCAAAAAGGAUCUCACCAGCCCACUUCUGUUGAGCUUAUUUGUCGUUGGAGACUGGGUAGCAGCAAUUCUGUCAUUCGCUGGAUCGAGCUCAGCUGCUGGUGUAGUAAUUCUAUUUCAAAAGGACGUGCUCUUCUGCAGAAGGUAUCCUCAGCUCUCUUGUGGAAAAUAUGAGCUCGCCACAGCAUGUGCCUUCCUGUCUUGGGCACUCAGUGCUACAUCAGCCCUGAUCAUGUUUUGGCUCCUUGCCGCAUUCUGAUUUUGUGUAUCAUCGCCCGAUAGCAAUGUUUAUAGCACUUCCUUUUUCUGAUCUUCUCUCUUUGUAGCUUUUACAAAGGACAAUUUACCCUACCACAUAUUUAUCAAACCACAUAGCCCAAAAAUGGAGAUGUUGGGAUCAUGUAAAGUUCAUGGAGUGAAUAGUUACUAAUGGUAGAAAUUGCUGAAUAGAUGCUUUUCUUCAGAAGCUGUUAUGGGAUGAUGCUCGGUGAGCGCGCACGCUGCAAUCAAACAGCUCUAUUGGAAACAAUCUAAGUACAAGAACUCAGUUCUGAGUUUUGAUAGAGAGAUCAUUUAUGUUAGGUGGUGCAAAUUUUUCUCAUGUGUAUGAUGGGUCUAUGCUGUCGACUCAACGGACUCAACGGAACAAGUCGUCCAAUUUCACAUUUUCUGAUUUCUGUAGAAAAAACGCCAAUGUUCUGACAAAUUUAUUGCCGGGUACAAAAGAGAAAUCUGAAUGAUGUAUCGCAGUA
This is a messenger RNA of Panicum virgatum (switchgrass), 1304 nucleotides long. Its product is annotated as CASP-like protein 5B2. The transcript has 4 exons. The record is from RefSeq and is a predicted model, not a curated record. Gene Ontology annotation, cellular component: membrane. NCBI's taxonomy places the organism in Eukaryota, Viridiplantae, Streptophyta, Magnoliopsida, Poales, Poaceae. The coding region runs from base 347 to 811 and encodes 154 amino acids.